Molecule: messenger RNA, 612 nt
Organism: Darwinula stevensoni
Lineage: Eukaryota; Metazoa; Arthropoda; Ostracoda; Podocopida; Darwinulidae
Source: the annotation of a GenBank genome assembly
GUAUUGCAUGAAUUUGGGCAUUUCAUUUUGGCGAGAAAAGCUGGUGUGACUGUGCAUGAGUUUUCUGUAUGGGGCCAAAGUUGUGGUCGUUUGGUAAGGAUAAACAUUGAACGGAAUUUGUGUUUCGUCUUUUGCCGUUGUGAUGAUAUAUUAGAAUUAAAUGAGAAUCGCCAUCAGAAGAUGUUAUCUAGAGUCACAAGGAUUUGUGUCUGGGAGUAUGAAGCUUGCGCCGGCUACCAUUAUAAGUGUAGAACAAAGCUCGCUUGCAGAACAAUUAUGAUUGAUGUCUUUGGAUUUUUGGGUGCAAUGAAAGCAGCAGCUCAUGAGGUAAAGGAACAAACGAGACUGACUAUUACUGGACUAGGAAAUCUGAUUACGCAGUCAACAAAAAGUGUUAAUAAGUUGUCUGGUCCUAUUGGUGCAGCAAAAAUUGGUGAAUAUGUGUUGGCAUCAGGAGGAUGGCGACAAUUUGUGAUGUUUGGUGGGUUGAUUUCUAUGGCUUUAGCAAUUUUUAAUUUAUUGCCUAUUCCUGCAUUGGAUGGAGGAAGAUUGCUAGGAGUUAUUAUACAAACUGUGUUUCGCUUGCCGUUGAAAAAAUAUUUUGAGAUUGAA